Molecule: messenger RNA, 1442 nt
Organism: Canariomyces notabilis
Lineage: Eukaryota; Fungi; Ascomycota; Sordariomycetes; Sordariales; Chaetomiaceae
Exons: 2
Coding region: 378-1154 (258 amino acids)
Source: RefSeq, a predicted model, not a curated record
GGCGUAAGACUUUCUGGUGCCAAUGUCAUCAUGGACCGGAGAUCCGCCACUCAGGGUCUUCACUUGGCACACGCACUAUCAUAGCCAACUGCAACUGUAUGAUGUACAGUACUUUGUGUGAUGGAUUGCUUUGCCAAGGCGCGGGCUAACCAGCGUUUCGCCUUGCAGAAAAUACUCUUAAGGAAGUCACUGACACGGAAUGCAGAUGCGACGGACUUUCCUCAUAUCACUACUCGCAUUCGAACUCAGUUCAUCGCCCCACUAGCCCUACAUUCAUCCAGGGUUUGUUUGAGCAUCAACGCCAAUUGAUACAUUGUCCAUUGAUUAUUUUUGAUUGAUAUUCUCAGAAAGAAGUUUCCCAAGCAACAGCCCCAAUAAUGCGAUUUUCGCUUGCCCUGGUGGCGUCGACAUUUGUCGCAGACGCGGCGGUCUGCGCUCUCGUUUCUCCCCCGGCCCCGGUUGCUGAGGUUGCGAUACGUCAGCCCUCGCAGUACACACAGCGCGACGAGCCGUCAGGCGAAGAAUUAUGGAAGCGGAGAGGCGGCGGCGGAGGGGGUGGUCGCGGCGGAGGUAGUAGUGGAGGUGGUGGUAGUUCUGGGGGUCGUGGCGGCGGAUCUUCUGGAGGGUCUAGUUUCAGCGGAGUGCGCCCAUCGUAUGGUGGCGGGAGAUAUUACGGCGGCGGCGCGAGCGUACCGUAUAGAUCCGGCGCCAGGUCUCCCGGUGGAAUCGCGCCGGUCUUCCUCGGAGUAGGCCUACUCGCCUUCUGGCCCGGCCUCUGGCUUUACGGAGCCCACCUGUACUACCAUCCUCACCCGUACAACUACUACAACCAGACCAGCCAGCAGAACGAGACAAAGCCCGUGAUAUGCGGCUGCGAUCCCUACGAAGAGUGUGGCUGCGACACCAACAGCGACAGUCAGUUUAUGACCGACCUGAUCGGCAACGGCAGCUACAACGCCCUUAACCACACCCUGGUCACUGUCGCCGAUGUGAACGGGACUAGUACCAUUCUGAUCAACGGCACGUUGCCCAAUGGGACGGCUGAGGCUAUGGAAGAGGGUUCAGGCGCCGCCGGCGGUUUGCAAACCCUGUUGCAGAAUGUCGGGUGGUGGCCCGUCGUUGCGACGGUUGGCGCUAUUAUCUUCGCCGCCUGAGAUGUGUUUUGACAUCUUGGUUCAAGCUUGUGUUGCACAGCAGUUACGUUCCACGCUCAGUUGCGGUUUUGGCGUUUUUAUGGCCUGGCUGAUACCCAGUAACCGGGCCGGCGUUUCGGGGAGGUUCGUGUGAAUGUUUGAUAGCGGUCGGGUAGUUGCUCCGCUCUUCGGGUUGGUUAAGCGGUUUCUAGAGAGCAGCGAUAGAUAAUCAAUGAGAUCAUGGAUGUAUGACUAAACCUACCUUACAUACAAGUGAAGCUCUGAAGAAAUUCUGGUCUGAAGCGCACA